This is a messenger RNA of Amoebophrya sp. A25, 1818 nucleotides long. The record is from the annotation of a GenBank genome assembly. NCBI's taxonomy places the organism in Eukaryota, Dinophyceae, Syndiniales, Amoebophryaceae.
AGGCCGCAGUCGUAGACAAAAAAAGAGAGGCAAGGAAUACAGCAUGAUCGAGUGUUGUUGAUCCAAAUUGAUGCAUAGUAGAGCGAUAGAAUUGACUCCCCCUAAUCGAUCCCUCUAUUUCCCUUCUUUCUCGUCUUCCAGGCAUUGAUUUCUUGUGAUUUUGACCCUUGUUGGUCUUCCGCAUGCAUUGACGUUGUUUUCGUACUAGUACUAGGUAUCGACUACUUGCUAGUAGCUUGACAUUGAUAUUUCUUUUCGUUGUUUGUGUUUUCUGUGGACGUUGUUGCUGUUCGAUCUUUCUUUCGCGUUUCGUGGUCUUCUAAAACACCUGAACCUGUAUACUCACAAACGCAAAAAACAAAAAAUGGAUCCGGAUCCGAUUGGUCGUUCUCUCACCAAGCUCAACCAUGUCGCAAAGCGUGGUGUCAGCGCACCUCCGAAAACGUUGAUUCCGAUCGGGGCUUACAACAAUUUGCCUCCGAAGCCGAAGACGCAGAAGAUUAUGCAUCGGCAAGUCAGUUUCUCCCAUCCCUCGGUGCACGUGAGUCCGAGCCCUAAAUACAGCCAAUGGCCAGACGGUCUGAUUCGAAAGUUAGACCUAAAACGAAAUGAACAAGAUAAUAUCAGAGGGUACUAGUACUUCUGAAUCUGAAUUUUUUAGCUACUUAUUCACGUUUCUUUGGUAGAUAGUUAGAUUGUCUUUUUCAUUGUCGUUGUUUUAAGUAGUUUGUGAUCUUCAUCUCUCUGGUUUCUCGAGGAAGGGAACUCGAAUCGCAAUCGCUGGUGCAGCGUGCAUAAUGAUAAGUAAAAAAGACUUGCUUCAGAAGGUAUUCUUCUCUCUGCUUCUGCUAAUAGCACUCUCUUUGCACCUACUUCUAUGCCAUCUUGUUCAACAAACUUUUUUACAGGUAUUGCCUGGAGGAAAUCCGCGAGGACAACGUGAUUCCAGGUCGUGCCGAUCCUUGGUCUUUGCCCAAGGCAGGGAGUCCUGGCAAUCUCUACUCCGGUUACGGCAAUAACCGGAAGAUGUUCAACAAUGUCAGGGCUAGAGGGGAUUAACAAUGUCCGUGCUAAAGGGGAUAAAGAAGACUUCGGACGGGCUAAAGGGGAUUAAGAUUUUCAUCCGUACUUGGAGGACAAGCUGCUUUUGGAUGAAGAAGAUUUCGGACAGGCUAGAGGGGAUCCAGAAUUUGACGCUGCAAAUUUGUAAUCAUUGCUCUACUCACCGCGUUUAAUCGAUAAUUAAGGACAAAAGAUAAAGACAAUAACGAGAGAGCAGGAGGCUGAAGAAUCGGAAUCAAAAUGUCGAAGAUUUUCUAUCUAAAAAAACCCAUCAGUGCCGCGAACGCUUUUAGGUAGAAGUAAGUUUUAAAUAGUUAGACUUAGAUGAAGAUUAGGUACUAGAGGUGAGAGUGCUCACCAAAACCAAUGACGACGUAUUGAUUACAUGAACAAGGAGUGAAGAAAAUUUGUUUUCGAGCAGAAACGUGCUUGAUCUUGGAGUGUGAUCAUGAAACCUCAUGGUUGAGGCGAAUCAAAUUGAUGUGGAAUGUCAUUAAUCGACUAUGAAUAUGAAUCAUCUGAUGAACAAUAAUUCGUAGUCGGUCCCCAAGAAAAAGAGCCUGAAUCGGGACAAGUGCCGGCUGUUGAAAUUGUAAGCUACAAGCUAGCUGCAUAAUCAGGUCUUUUAUUGACGCCAGUCGCUGGACAGUGCUAUUGUUGAGCUGCGAAGUUCUUUGUUGCUAAGUGUAGGUGGAUUUUCUUCAUAUCGGUAUGGAGCUAGAAGUAGAAGACCAUGAUAUGCCCACAAUAUGAUCG